AUGACAAGCAGCAGCUGUGUCUGGCUAGACGCACUUAACCACCCCUACCUCAUCGACCUCAUCGUGCAAUGCUCCGCGCCCGAUGUGCUGCUCUCCUUCCGCGCGACAUCGAGAUGGUGGCGCCGCAGAGUCGACGCCUUGCUCGUGAGGCACCUGGUUCUCGACGGCCAGGUCGUGAGCACAUCCCACGGCCAUGCCUGUGCCGCAAGAUUACACUUUGGCAUCCCCCUCAUGCCUCUCAUGAUCGACGAGGCGAGCUAUGGCCGGUACGCACCCCCGACUUCCCGCUGGAGGCAGCGCGCAAGAAGGUCGGCUGACAGCAGCCAAUCCGCCGGAGUCGAAAUCCCGGACCCGGUUCCCUUCCCCAUUAUGGACGUGAGCCGGACACUCGAUCUCACCCGGACAAGCGUUCUCGACGUUCGCGGCGCUGUGCGCAAGGGCGUGCUUGAGGCGAUUAGCAAGAUGGUUGGAAGACUGGACACGAUACGGGUGUACGAUUACCCGACGUCGAACAGCUAUCCGGUCAGCAACACGUGCUCCGUGACGUGGUGGUUUGGCGUGCACGAGGACCACCCAAUAUCCGCACGGCGAUGCGUGCUCUUCGGCUCAUUGGUGCCGUACCAUGGAUUGAGGACGAAUCCGUUGCACUUCUGUCCCGCCGACGCCGAGGAGCUCAUCGUCCGGCUCGAGUACAACCCCCAUCGACCACUGGCACGACUGAACGCGCUCUUCCCUCGAACUCCAGACACUUUGCGGCGUGCAGUGUUCCUCUUCGUUCCAACCAAUCGCGAGCCCGUCCUCUCGUCUCACGACCAGUUCGGAACCUCAUUGUCUCCGGGCGGAGUGGCAGCCAGCCUUACUCAGACCGUGAUUCGUCUUGGCGUGCCCGUCCUGUUCGUUGGCGCUGAGGCUUUGGCCGGUUUGCCGGGAAUUGCUGACGUUCCCGUUGAGUUUGUGACGAGCGAGCGAUUCAGGAUUGUCGUCGGCGAAGAGACAUGGGCUCUAUUCACGAACGAGGCAGGACCGGCUCCCCUCAUGAGGAUUGGCAAAGGGGAAGGACAUGGGUUCCAGCACAUCAACAUGAACCAGGACAGUUAUGCGCAGACGGAUCGAACUGCGUGGCGGAAUCUGGCCUUAGUCUGA
Messenger RNA from Trichosporon asahii var. asahii CBS 2479, 1143 nucleotides. RefSeq lists its product as uncharacterized. The transcript has a single exon. Lineage: Eukaryota; Fungi; Basidiomycota; Tremellomycetes; Trichosporonales; Trichosporonaceae. The coding region runs from base 1 to 1143 and encodes 380 amino acids. The record is from RefSeq and is a predicted model, not a curated record.